ACCUAAACCUAAUAGAAAUGAGUCAAAAAUGCUCUCUAUAAGGUCUUAUCGAUAGUAGAGUUUCCUUAAAGGCCCUUGAAGACUGCUGUAAAAGAGACUAAGCGCAAUAAAUUGGGGCAGCUUCCAAGGUUACCUCUCAUCUACAUCAAGUUCAACACUUCGUUCGGCUCUAGGUUCAGAUUAUGAAGUUUACAGAUAUCCCAAAUUGAAAUUACAUUAAUGGAAGACGCCCCAAUAAAAAUACUCCUACUUGGAGAUGAAAAAGUAGGGAAAACGACGUUUUUAUCGCGAAUUAGUGGAGGAAGUAGUAGUCUUGAGGGCCAUGCCCCUAUUACUUUAUUACGAGAUAUAGACCAGCCCUUCAUUUUCGAAAUACGAAAUCGAAGGCGUGGAUAUCGUCUUGAAUUCUAUGAUACUUCCAGUCCAGAAGACUGGCGGCUGCUCGAACCAGAUUUGGUCUUGAUUUGCUAUGAUAUCAGCCAAAGACUGAGUCUCAUCAAUAUGCAAAGAGUCGUAAGUAAAGUAAAGUCCUCCCCAUCCCAAGAUUCUCGUAUAAGAUAUCUGAUCUUGCAUUUCCAGUGGAUCAAGCAGGUCCAGGCCAACUUCCAAACCAGCGACUGCCUCCCCGUAAUUGUCCUAGGUCUUAAGAGAGACUUAAGAUCCGAAACCGAUCCUAAUGGCAUCAUAUAUCCCCAGGAAGGAUAUAAGGUGUCUCAGGAGAUGAGAGUGGACAAGUAUGUCGAGUGCUCGGCUGUCACGGGCGAGCUUCUGAAGCUGGCGUUUGAAGAGAUCUGCAAUACCGCGGUAAAGAUGACUGUUGCUAGUGGUGGGCAAAGCGAAGGGGGUUGUCUAGUGCUAUAAGCGUUGAUAAUGACCCCCUGAAACUCGGGACACGGACUGGGUCAAGAGUCCUUUUUUGAAGUUAACUGUUCUCAUUGCCCA
This is a messenger RNA of Daldinia caldariorum, 942 nucleotides long. RefSeq names its product P-loop containing nucleoside triphosphate hydrolase protein. Gene Ontology annotation, molecular function: GTPase activity; GTP binding. NCBI's taxonomy places the organism in Eukaryota, Fungi, Ascomycota, Sordariomycetes, Xylariales, Hypoxylaceae. Bases 220 to 861 code for a protein of 213 amino acids. Gene Ontology annotation, biological process: small GTPase-mediated signal transduction. The transcript is spliced from 2 exons. The record is from RefSeq and is a predicted model, not a curated record.